UUUGCCCAAGCUGGCCUCAAACCGCAAUCCACCCAAUCUCAGCCUCUCAAACAGCUAGGAUUACAAGCAUGAGCCACCACAUCUGGCUGCAUUAGCUUCUUAAAGUGACAGAUGUUCCCCCCACCCUUUGUUCUAUAGACCCUCACUGUGUAUACUCACUGGCCAAUGAGGAAGGGGUGGGCCCUGGGAAUUUUGGAUUAAGGUAGGGGGCAGAAAUGUGGAACCCCCAGUAGAUGAUCAAGAACCUUCCCACAGGGAAGCUCACCCCUCCCCUCCAUAGUGAGGAGAUAUCCACAGCUGCCCCCCAAUCUGGCUCCCAUGGCAGACCCCUGGGAGCCAGCAGCAUCAGGCAGGGUAGGGGGCUUGGCUGCUGCCCCAGUCUCCCAACCCCUGACCACCCACGGGCCAUACUGGUGCCUUCAGGCCUUUGAGGACAUCUACAUUGAGCAGCGGCGAGUUAUCCGGACCAUCCUGGAGUACGCCGACAAGAUCUUCACCUACAUCUUCAUCAUAGAGAUGCUGCUCAAGUGGGUGGCCUAUGGCUUCAAGGUGUACUUCACCAACGCCUGGUGCUGGCUGGACUUCCUCAUCGUGGACGUCUCCAUCAUCAGCCUGGUAGCCAACUGGCUGGGUUACUCGGAGCUGGGACCCAUCAAAUCCCUUCGCACGCUGCGGGCCCUGCGUCCCCUGAGAGCACUGUCUCGAUUUGAGGGCAUGAGGGUGGUGGUGAAUGCCCUCUUGGGAGCCAUCCCCUCCAUCAUGAAUGUGCUUCUGGUCUGCCUUAUCUUCUGGCUCAUCUUCAGUAUCAUGGGUGUCAACUUGUUUGCUGGCAAGUUCUACUACUGCAUCAACACCACCACCUCCGAGAGAUUCGACAUCUCCCAAGUCAACAACAAGUCCGAGUGUGAGAGCCUCAUGCAUACUGGCCAGGUCCGCUGGCUCAACGUCAAGGUCAACUAUGACAACGUGGGUCUGGGUUAUCUCUCCCUCCUCCAGGUGGCCACCUUCAAAGGUUGGAUGGACAUCAUGUACGCAGCCGUGGACUCCCGGGAGAAGGAGGAGCAGCCUCAAUAUGAAGUGAAUCUCUACAUGUACCUCUACUUCGUCAUCUUCAUCAUCUUCGGGUCCUUUUUCACACUCAACCUCUUCAUCGGUGUCAUCAUUGACAACUUCAACCAGCAGAAGAAGAAGUUUGGAGGGAAAGACAUCUUCAUGACGGAGGAACAGAAGAAAUACUAUAACGCCAUGAAGAAGCUUGGCUCCAAGAAGCCCCAGAAGCCUAUUCCCCGGCCCCAGAACAAGAUCCAGGGCCUGGUGUAUGACUUUGUGACGAAGCAGGUGUUCGACAUCACCAUCAUGAUCCUCAUCUGCCUCAACAUGGUCACCAUGAUGGUGGAAACAGACGAGCAGAGCCAGCUGAAGGUGGACAUCUUGUACACCAUCAACAUGGUGUUCAUUAUCAUCUUCACCGGGGAGUGCGUGCUCAAGAUGUUCGCCUUGCGCCAGUACUACUUCACCGUGGGCUGGAACAUCUUCGACUUUGUGGUUGUCAUCCUGUCCAUCGUGGGCCUGGCGCUCUCUGACCUGAUCCAGAAAUACUUUGUGUCACCCACAUUGUUUCGCGUGAUCCGCCUGGCGCGGAUCGGACGUGUCCUGCGGCUGAUCCGUGGGGCCAAGGGCAUCCGGACACUGCUCUUUGCCCUUAUGAUGUCGCUGCCUGCCCUCUUCAAUAUUGGCCUCCUCCUCUUCCUGGUCAUGUUUAUCUACUCCAUCUUCGGCAUGUCUAACUUUGCCUACGUCAAGAAGGAGUCGGGCAUCGAUGACAUGUUCAACUUUGAGACCUUCGGCAAUAGCAUCAUCUGCCUCUUUGAGAUCACCACAUCAGCUGGUUGGGACGGGCUUCUGAACCCCAUCCUCAACAGCGGACCCCCAGACUGCGACCCCACACUGGAGAACCCAGGCACCAGUGUCAGGGGUGACUGUGGUAACCCGUCCAUUGGUAUCUGCUUCUUCUGCAGUUACAUCAUCAUCUCCUUCCUCAUCGUGGUCAACAUGUACAUCGCCAUCAUCCUGGAGAACUUCAACGUGGCCACCGAGGAGAGCAGUGAGCCCCUCGGUGAGGAUGACUUUGAGAUGUUCUACGAGACGUGGGAGAAGUUCGACCCCGACGCUACCCAGUUCAUUGAAUACAGCCGCCUCUCUGACUUCGUGGACACCCUGCAGGAGCCGCUAAGGAUUGCCAAGCCUAACAAGAUCAAGCUGAUCACGCUGGACCUGCCCAUGGUGCCCGGAGACAAGAUCCACUGCCUGGACAUCCUCUUUGCGCUGACCAAAGAGGUGCUGGGCGACUCUGGGGAAAUGGACUCCCUCAAGCAGACCAUGGAGGAGAAGUUCAUGGCGGCCAACCCUUCCAAGGUCUCCUACGAGCCCAUCACCACCACCCUCAAGAGGAAGCAGGAGGAAGUAUGCGUCAUCAAGAUCCAGAGGGCUUACCGCCGACACCUGCUGCAGCGCUCCGUGAAGCAGGCAUCCUACAUGUACCGCCACAGCCAGGAUGGCAGUGGGGAUGGGGCCCCCGAGAAGGAGGGACUGAUCGCCAGUGCCAUGAACAAGAUGUAUGGCCCAGAGAAUGGGAACAGCAGCAUACAGAGCCAGGGGGAGGAGGAGGGCUCCACGGGAGACAUGGGACCUGCCACGGAGCUCACACCCGUCAAUCCUUUAGACGCUGCCCUGCCUCCCUCCCCACCACCCGGGCAGUUAGUGCGCCCAGGGGUCAAAGAGUCUCUUGUCUAGCGGGGAGCAUAAAAGUGGCCAACUGAGCCUUGACACAGGCCUGAAGCUUCCCUGAGGGGCUCCCACUCAAAGUGAGAGAGAAGGGCUUUGAGUUUGGGGCUGUGUCCUGGGCUGAUGCCCGAGCCCAGGAAAAUGGCAUUUGCACUCAGGGCUCAGGCCUCCUGAGGCCCCUGCCUCAUCUUACCUCCUUUUGUGCCCUCCCAUCCCUCCUCUUGACCUGGGGGAGAUCAGAACAUCCAAAUGUCUGCCCCCUCUGCUUGGGGAGGAGCCAGCUUACAAUGGAGGGAUUUGGCUGCCUGCUGUCACCAGAGUCUUAAGAGUUACUGGCCUCUCCCCAGGGAGUGGCUCAGGCCUCCCAGCUCCAGCCAGGACAAAGCCAAGUCUUAACCUCAAAACUGGGGACACCUAACCCCAGCCCUGUCCUCUAAUUCUGGGUAAGAGCUUCCCUCUGCCAGCUCAGAAAUUCCCUGGAAAAGGGAAACACUACUGGUCCAGAAAUUGCUCCAUGAACAAUUGGCCACUGGAUCCUGAUACAUUGGGCUGGGAUUGUGACUUCUGAAACCUUUUCUCAGCCAUGUCCAGGCCCCUGGACAGCUCCCCUGGCUGGCCCUUAGGGGAAGAGCAGAAGGAAGGAUUCCACUCAGAAAUUGCUUUUUUUUUCCUAGGAAGCAUGGCUGGGUAGUACAGGCUGGGUUCCACCAGCUGUAUUGAUUUACUUGGCCUGAGCAUCUGGACCCCUCAGGGAGGGAGGGCUGGGGACCCAGAAGAUUCUGUUCCUUUCCUCUCUCCCGCUUCAUGUCUUCAUUAGACCACCAGGGCUCCUCGUAGCCCCAUCAAGCCAUAGAGGUCCCUCCCUUCUUACGUGGCACAUGUCCAUCUCUUCCUCCGUCCCCAUCCUUUCCCACCUCCUCAAAGUGACCUAAGAAUGUUACAGUCGAGCCCAUGUGAGAGGUGUCAACACUGGAACAGGCAGCAGAGAAGGCUCAGCUGGCUUGGGCUCAACUUUCCAGCCUGGAAAGCCACUUCCACUGGCACUGCUCAUCUGGACAUGGCUACUACACCAGGCUCUUCUAGCUCCCAGAGGACAGAGGCCAGGCUUGAAGGAGGGAAUGAGAGUUCUGCUCAGGGGUCUCUGGAUUCAGUCAUUUGUCUGUGUACCUGUGUGGCUGUGCAUCUGUUUAUAGGCCUGAUGGAUAGUGAGUGUGUGUGUGUGUGUGUGUGUGUGUACCACUGUGUAGAAGUGCCUGUAGGUGCAUAUCUUUGUAUCUUCCUGUCUAUAUGUGUCAGUGUGCCCUGAAGAGUCUGUGGUCUGUGUGUGUGCAGCUGGUGUGUGUGUGUGUGUGUGUGUGUGUGUGUCUUUAGUGUAGGCCUGUCCAUAUGAAUGUGUUGUGAAGGUGUGAGUGUGAACACGUGUGGUAAGUUUUGCACACCGAGUCCCCUGAUGACGUCAGUUCCUCUUCUUUUUCUUCUUGUUUCUCACAAGCCAUUUUAUUAAAACUCAGGAAGCAAACCCCAGUCCCAUAAAAAGACAAAAAAAAAAA
Molecule: messenger RNA, 4334 nt
Organism: Castor canadensis (American beaver)
Lineage: Eukaryota; Metazoa; Chordata; Mammalia; Rodentia; Castoridae
Source: RefSeq, a predicted model, not a curated record